Molecule: messenger RNA, 1647 nt
Organism: Artibeus jamaicensis (Jamaican fruit-eating bat)
Lineage: Eukaryota; Metazoa; Chordata; Mammalia; Chiroptera; Phyllostomidae
Gene: PNO1
Product: partner of NOB1 homolog
Exons: 7
Coding region: 67-825 (252 amino acids)
Cellular component (GO): nucleolus
Molecular function (GO): RNA binding
Source: RefSeq, a predicted model, not a curated record
CCUGCGCACUGCAACCACGCACGUGUCCCAGCCGGAAGCGCCUGCUGUGGCUGGAGUUUCCUGAGGAUGGCCACCGAAAUGGAGUCGCGGGACGCCGGGGCUGAGGAUGGUUUCACCCAGGUCACUCGCAAAGGUGGCCGGCGAGCGAAGAAGCGGCAGGCUGAAGAGCUGUCUGCGGCCGGGGACGGCGGGGACGGGAGUCGCAUGGACACGGAGGAGGCGCGGCCCGCCAAGAGGCCGGUCUUUCCGCCCCUCUCCGGGGACGGGAUCCUGGACGGGAAAGAAGAAACAAGGAAAAUUCCAGUCCCAGCUAACAGAUACACACCAUUAAAAGAGAACUGGUUGAAAAUAUUUACACCUAUCGUAGAACAUUUGGGACUUCAGAUACGCUUUAACUUGAAAUCGAGGAAUGUAGAAAUCAGGACUUGUAAAGAAACCAAGGAUGUUAGCGCACUGACAAAAGCAGCUGAUUUUGUGAAAGCCUUUAUUCUCGGGUUUCAGGUGGAGGAUGCACUUGCCCUAAUUAGGCUGGAUGACCUCUUCUUAGAGUCUUUUGAAAUUACAGAUGUGAAGCCCCUAAAGGGAGACCACCUGUCAAGGGCAAUAGGAAGAAUCGCUGGCAAAGGAGGAAAAACCAAGUUCACCAUAGAGAAUGUGACACGGACGCGGAUAGUUCUAGCUGAUGUGAAAGUUCACAUCCUUGGCUCUUUCCAAAACAUCAAGAUGGCAAGAACUGCCAUUUGCAACCUCAUUCUGGGAAAUCCUCCAUCAAAGGUUUAUGGCAAUAUUCGGGCUGUGGCUAGCAGAGCAGCAGAUCGAUUUUGAUUUCAAAUCAGAGACUUUUGUCUUUGGACGCUAUAGAAAAAGACCUUACCCUUCCAAAGUGGUCACAAGCCAUGUGAAGGAUUUUUCAGUCACUUCAAGUCUCCACUGGAAGAAUAAAGAGAAAGUUUAACGGUGUUCGUUCAUCAACUUUUGAGUGUAACUUACCAAACUUUAGUACCACGGUUAUACUUAAACAAUUAUAACUUAUCUUUUUUAUUUUAAAUUAAAUGUACUCAAUUUGCAUAGUUUGAUUCUCUCAUUUGGAGGGAAAAUUCUUAUUUUUCUAUAUGAAUUUAUGAAGAUUUCUCCUGUGAGUUGUAAUUCAAGAAUUCUCUCAGAAAACCUCUCUGAAUCAUGACCCCAAGUACCGGUGGAGUGCUACUUACUUUACAGUCAGGUCAUUCGGAAGCAGCGGUUCGGCUGCACUGAAUGAACCAAAAAGGCUAAUCUUUGUACCUGUUUGUGACUUGUAAAAUUAAAGACCUGUAUAACUAGGUUGACAUGAGGAAAGAAUGUUAUUUUUUCAUGUAAGUAUGUAUGUUGGGUUUCUUCUAAGUAGUAAGAUAUAAAAGAAUGAUCUUACUCCUAAGAAAAUGUUCUUCAAAUAUAAUAGAAUGUUUUAACUAGUGUCUGCCUAUUUAAAUAGCUGAUUUCAGUUUAUGCAUUUUUUAAAUGAACUCACUUCAUUAAAUUUGAGUGAUACAUGUGCUUGUACAUCUCUAAUACCUGACCAAAACUUUCUAGCUUUGAAGAUGGGAGUAUUUGAAAGUUCAUGUAAGAACUAGAGAAAGUAUGCUUAUUAAACUUGUUUCCCUUACAUCA